AUGUUGAACAUAGAAAUUACAAAACAGUUCCCAUACGGUCAGGAAGUCUAUGAUAUUUAUUUCCUUUUUUUCAGAACUGGAUGGCCUACGAACAUUUCCACAUCCUGGGAGACAAAGGAUUCCUUGUCUGUAAGGUUUUCCGAAAACAAGGUACCAUCUACAAGAAACAGUUACGCCUUAUGUAAGGUAUGUAAUUCCAAAGUAAUGAUGCCCUCGACAAGGGAAUGGUAAGGAGGCUCGAACCCGAAGAGUAUAAGCCAGAACGGGGACGAAACCCAUUUGGGUAC
Messenger RNA from Pocillopora meandrina, 287 nucleotides. NCBI's taxonomy places the organism in Eukaryota, Metazoa, Cnidaria, Anthozoa, Scleractinia, Pocilloporidae. The record is from the annotation of a GenBank genome assembly.